This is a messenger RNA of Homarus americanus (American lobster), 4217 nucleotides long. Its product is annotated as insulin-like growth factor-binding protein complex acid labile subunit. Gene Ontology annotation, molecular function: protein binding. Bases 802 to 2913 code for a protein of 703 amino acids. The record is from RefSeq and is a predicted model, not a curated record. NCBI's taxonomy places the organism in Eukaryota, Metazoa, Arthropoda, Malacostraca, Decapoda, Nephropidae. The transcript has 3 exons.
UGGAAUCCAGCGAGUACGGAGCGCUAGUUCCAGUCUCUCCCGCGCCUCCGUGCUGCUCGGCAGAUCAACCUACUCUGUCAUCCUCCUGGACAUAAUAUAUUUGUGAUAAAAGAAACUUAAAUGGAUGGUCCCUCUAUUUAUUUGACUAGUUCAGUGGUGUUGUCUUUUAGGUAGAAAAUCGAGGAGUCUAAUUUGAACAAGAAUAAGAAAUUUUCCCCCUUUGAAAAUUUAAGCCAAGAAAAAUGGAGCAACAAUGCUAUUAACUCCAACUACUUGUCUUGCUUUUGUAUGAAUAGUGAUGUGCAGUGGAUGAGCAUAACACCUGAAGCCCACCUGGAUGUGAGGUUUCCCCUGAUGCUGCCACAGCCCCAUCAUGGCCAGUGGUCACAGCCGCUGACGUUGCACUGCGCUAUAAGGAGUGUUUAGUAAAAGCCCAGCUGGGAGAUGCUCUGUACUGGACACCGGCCCGCCUAGCCUGACCGGGCCUUGGAUGCCUCUCACCAGGAAGAGAAGAAUUUGAAUCUAAUCUUCGUUGGCAGGACACCUUCUCACGCCUAAGAUACAAGGCUUACUACCCACUCAAGAUGCAUUUACGAGUCAAACCCGAGUGUGAGCCGAGAAGGUCCGGGUCACGCCUCCCAGCUCAAGUGAGGAGAGUGUCACUGCCGUCGACUCCGGGACUCCGAGUCAGGGGCAGAGUGGAGAUGCCUCUGGUUACGACGCCUCUGGACGCUCCUCCUGACGGCGCGAUACCCUGAGAGGAGGUGUAAGGUAGCGGGUGCUUGGGGGCAGCUGGCGAAGAUGGAACGAGACACGACACCUCUUCUUCUGUACAACAACCAUCAUCCCACUUUAAGUGAUGACUCAGAAUGGGACGACCUUCUGGGCAGAGGAAAAUGUGAAAGCACUUUCCCGUCCACUCCUUCACACAGCCCAAGAAACUUACACCGAAAGCCUCUCACAGAUCAUGCUCAAGGCAGAAGAAAACUUUUCGCUAAGUUUGGGCUUUCGGCAAUGUUCUCGUCUCGUGAUUCAUCAAAUAGUCCAAAGAUGGCCAGGCAAGUUGUAAAACCCAGCGAAACCAACUCUUCUUUCGCACUUCCCUGGACGCGCUCCAAGGUUACCAACAAAAGCUACAUUACCAACAACGACAACAGGAGAACGGACGGAAUAAAAUCAGAGAAGAGUUGUGGGCAAAACUGCCAAACUGAAGAGGACUCACCUGCUCUGCUGACUUCUCCUGAUACCUACAGAAGCAGAAGAAAACACCGGCUGUGGUUCACUGAACCCCGGGGAUACAAAACAGUGCCGGCGGAGACUCAACCAGUCCUCCCGGGUCAGGCAAACAGUGGGAGUUCCCGGGCCUGGGUGUCACCGCCUGCCUGGUCUUCAGUGGUCCAUGGAUUGCACUCUGUGGCACUGGUACUCAUGGUGACGCUUUUGAGUCCCGUCGGUGCCUUCUGUCCCCGAGGAUGUUCAUGUGACGACGUGGGGUUGCUGGUUCACUGUGACAAAGCAGACCUAGACGUGAUCCCAAUACUGCUUCAUCCUGGAACCCUGGAACUACACCUGAGCCACAACAGGAUCAAGACAAUUUUGGAAGGACUUAUAUUUUACAAUGAGCUUCGGUUUUUGGAUCUGUCGCAUAAUGAGGUAGUAUCGCUUGGUUCACAAAACUUUGCCUCGCAAAGAUCUCUCAAGACACUUGUGAUAAAUAAUAACAAGGUUUCAAAGAUUCAGAGCAGAGCAUUUCUUGGACUUUCGAAGCUCACUACUCUGGAUUUGAGUGAUAAUUACAUAGAAACUCUGGAAAAUAACGCUUUCAGUUCUCUUAGCAAACUGAAAACUCUUGACUUGUCGAAUAACCGAAUAAAGAAUCUUACUGCCAAUACCUUCAUGAAACUCCGAGGGUUGAAAUUACUUAAUUUGUGUAAGAAUGAGCUUAAGGAUAUUUCCAGUGUUGUAUUUGAACCCCUUAAAGAGCUUCAAGACCUAGAUCUGUGCUCAAACCAAAUUACGGUCAUUCAGGACUUUGCUUUCAAAAGUCUAAAGGGUCUAAUUAACUUGAAACUAAGCAAUAACAAAGUGCGUCACAUCCACGAGAAGGCUUUUAGUGGGCUGGAGUCCCUAAGACUUCUAGGCCUAAAAGACAAUGCGUUCACUGAAGUGCCCAGCCACAUCUUACCUGCCAUCAAGGGUCUUGAGGAGCUGGAUUUGGGGAUCAAUCCUCUGACGUCAUUACCUUUCGACCCUUUUUCCCAAUUGGUUAAUCUUAAGAGUCUGCACAUAUCACGAUGUGAGAACCUUUCCUUAAUCGACAGUGGAGCUUUCGCUAGUCUCAGUAAACUUAAUUCCCUUGUACUCAGUUUCAACCCCCAAUUAUCCUCUCUCCAACGUGACGUCUUUAAGCCUCUUACUGGCCUUCGACAUUUGGUUCUCAGGGGUAAUGGCUUAAGAGGUUUUGAUCGCUCUCUUGUUAGUUCCACCAGCCUCCAGUCACUUGAUCUUCGGGACAAUAGACUUGAGUGCAAUUGUUCCAUAAAGUGGCUGCAAGAAGCGAGCUUGAACAAUAGCCUCUCGCUAAAAAUCGAGGAGAUAUCGUGCGCCGGGCCAGACGUGCUGAGGGGCAGAAGCCUCUCAGAACUAUCCGAGUAUGAUCUUGAGUGUUACAAUAACGUAGUGGUGGUGGCCUCUUGUGCUGCCGCGUCGAUGGCUCUCAUCCUCCUUCUAGUGGCUUUUGGUGUUCUUUAUUAUAAGAACUGCCGCAAGAUGAAGGCGAUGGUCCACGACAACUGGCCGGAGAAGAUCGUGGCGACCUGGAAAGACCCGGAAUACCAGAAGCAGGUUGAGGACGAAGAAUACACAUUUCAUUCUCUUCGUGGCAUCCAGCACAUUCCCGUGACAGUCAUUUGACAGGAGCUCGGUGGAGAUCAACCACCGCCUUCUGGUCUCCACGACGAGUUAAUUGAAAGAACCAAGGCGCUCAAGUCCUCCAUGUCAGCGGAGGAAAGUAACAAAAGCAGAACCAUGAGACAGCCCCAUCAUGGAAGAAAAGAAAUAGAAGACUAUUUCUCCUCGCUCAAGUCCCCAACAAGGGCCAACCAAGAAGGACACUUUGGGGUCCUUCCACUCGAGAACGGUGUAGGGGGAGCCGCCAGCAGCAGCCGCAGCAGCAGCAGUAGCAGCAGCAGAAACGGUGGUCAGCGUAUUUCACAUUACCUGCCACCCACCCCACCUCCCGGCGCUACCACCACACCACGCCGCCACAACUCUCACAUAUACGCUGAGCCUCACGCCAGACCCAAGCUUGGCAGCAACGGCACAGCCCACAAGUCAUCCAAAGAUUCUGGAUAUUACUCCUGUGAGUUUCUGGACCAGAAUCCCUACGCAGGUUCUAUGAAGGAGCCAGGAGGGAAGGCAACCCCCUCCCAGAACAGCAGAAGUCUCGGGCGGCACCUUCCCCCCAGCGACUCCGGGGUCUUCACUCUCAGCCACAUCUACAACAGGCCUAGUCAACAUAGCUUUAACAGUGAACAAGAGGGAAUCUAUGAUAACAUAAUUUGAUAACGAGAAAAUGCCAGCAGCUUGUUCUUUUGUUGGGCAUUAGCUACAAGAACAUUUAUAGCGUGAUAAGUUUUGGACAUUGGAACAAUGGUUGUGGGUCUUGGAACUUUGUGGUUAUUCACUUAUAUCAGCUUUUCAUAAUGAAGCUUUGAUUAUUAUUAUAUACUGUGACGUUCUUACAUUCAUUUGAAUAGUAUAUAGUUACUGUUAUAAGUCAUUUGUUUCUCUUGUGCAUGAUAUUGUAAAAAAAUAAAAAUAAAUCACAUCCCAGUUCCUCUUUGCUCAUGAACAAGCGGUAGACAAAGCACAAUACUAUAUUAUCACGAAUGAUUAAGCCAUUUUCUUGGCCACACUGUGUUUUGCUACAGUUGCAAUACAGACUAGUCCAGACGGUGUGUGACGAGCCAAGACGUUUAUCAUUAUGUACAGAUAUUAUUAAGACGUGCAUCUUACGUAUGCAUAAUUGACUUGCACAUUGUCUUAGGUUUUAAAGCUUGCUUCAAUCGGGAUAUCUCGUCUGCACCUUUAUAAGACUAAAAUCAAAACAUCGGAGGAAUUGCCUUUACAUCCAUUUUAAAGGGUAUAGAAUUCUGAGACAUUUUGUAUACUACAUACGUUUUUCUUGUCAUUAAUUAAACUAUGAUUAUGCUUCA